This is a messenger RNA of Arabidopsis arenosa, 4559 nucleotides long. The record is from the annotation of a GenBank genome assembly. Lineage: Eukaryota; Viridiplantae; Streptophyta; Magnoliopsida; Brassicales; Brassicaceae.
AUCACUGCAAAAAAUACAGUAGAAUACAAAAGAGAGAGAGAGAGCUAUAGAUGGAGUGUUCAAACAUGAAACAGCAUCAGUACGGUUCAUACGCAGAGCCAAGGAUCUCAUUCUCGAGCGGUUUCGCAGCGACUAAGCACGAAAUGAUCAAGUACAAGGAGGCACCUGUGUCGUCAGACGAUUUUGAGUUCGGAGUCGAGAACUUCUCCAUGACCACAGCAGAUGAGAUCUUCUUCGAUGGCAUGAUUUUGCCUCUAAAGGAAGAAGUUAACACGACGAAAAGAAUGUCAACUCUGAGGGAAGAACUCAGUGAAGAAGAUGGUGAUUCGCCGAGAAGCAAAUCUAAAGGAACAAGUGCCAUGGCCGAAGACCCUUCUUUCCUCCCCAAGGAUGGUUUUGUCUUGAAGCUUCCUAAAAAGUCUUCACUUGUAUUGAGAAUGGUCGUUCUCCUCUUUGUAAUGGUCUGUGCUGUGUACAUUUGCUCGAUUUGUCUUAAGCAGAUAGGAGUUAGUCCAAACUAUGGUUUCUUGAACGUUGAAGUGUUUGAGAGGCCUUGUCCUGAGCCUAACAUUGAACCGUGGGACAUUCCUUUUGUGCAUUACCCUAAACCAAAGACAUAUAACAGGAAUGAAUGUUCUUGCCACCCGGUUAGGUACUUUGCGAUUCUCUCGAUGCAGAGAUCUGGUAGUGGCUGGUUUGAGACUUUGUUAAACAAUCAUACUAACAUAAGCUCCAAUGGAGAGAUAUUUUCUGUGAAAGAUAGGAGGGCUAAUGUUUCCACCAUUUUUGAGACUCUUGACAAAGUCUAUAAUCUAGACUGGUUGAGUAGUGCCUCUAAGAACGAGUGCACUUCUGCUGUUGGCUUCAAGUGGAUGCUUAAUCAGGGUCUAAUGAAACAUCAUGAAGAAAUAGUAGAAUACUUCAAAACCCGAGGCGUCUCUGCGAUUUUUCUAUUCAGAAAAAACCUAUUGCGCCGCAUGAUAUCAGUACUCGCAAACUCUUAUGACAGAGAUGCUAAGCUACUAAACGGAACUCACAAGUCUCAUACUCAUUCGGCCCAAGAAGCUGAGAUAUUAGCGGGUUACAAGCCAAUGAUCAACACAACACUUUUAAUAACCGAGCUGAAACAGAUUCAAGAAAUAACUUUGAAAGCAUUGGCUUACUUUAAUACCACUCGACAUAUCCUUGUCUACUACGAAGAUGUUGUCAAAAACCUCACGAGACUAGACGAUGUACAGGAGUUUCUAAAGGUCCCAAAACGUAAGUUAAAGAGUAGGCAAGUGAAGAUUCAUGGAGGUUCAUUGUCACAACAUGUACAGAAUUGGGAAGAGAUGGAGGAGAAACGACGCGAUUCUGCUGGAACCCUAGCUUUUGCUGGUAGCUCUGGAGAUUCUCCGGCAUCUGAGCCGAUGCCAGCGCCACGGCGACGCGGCGGAGGUUUGAAAAGAAAAGCGAAUGCUCUCGGGGGUUCUAAUUUCUCAUCUUCUACGCCGUCUAAGAGGAUGUUGACGCGUGAAAAGGCGAUGCUUGCGUCUUUUUCUCCGGUACAUAAUGGGCCUUUAACUAGAGCUCGUCAGGCGCCGAGUAUUAUGCCCUCGGCGGCGGAUGGGGUUAAGUCGGAGCUUUUGAAUGUGGCGGUGGGUGCGGAUGGAGAGAAGCCCAAGGAGGAGGAAGAGAGGAAUAAGGCGAUCCGUGAGUGGGAGGCUUUGGAGGCUAAGAUCGAAGCUGAUUUCGAAGCAAUUAGAUCUCGUGACAGUAAUGUUCAUGUGGUGCCUAAUCAUUGCGGUUGGUUUUCAUGGGAAAAAAUUCACCCGCUUGAGGAGCGUUCAUUGCCCUCUUUCUUUAAUGGCAAGUUGGAAGGUCGUACUUCUGAGGUUUAUAGGGAAAUACGGAAUUGGAUCAUGAGGAAGUUUCAUUUCAAUCCGAACAUACAAAUAGAACUAAAAGACUUAACAGAACUCGAGGUUGGAGACUCGGAGGCAAAGCAAGAGGUGAUAGAGUUCUUGGAUUACUGGGGCUUAAUCAAUUUCCAUCCAUUUCCACCAACAGAUGCUGGUUCUACUCCUUCUGAUCAUGAUGACUUAGGGGAUAAGGAGUCACUGCUUAACAGUUUAUAUCGAUUUCAAGUAGAUGAGGCUUGCCCUCCUCUUGUUCCCAAGCCUCGUCUCACAGCACAAGCUACACCAUCAGGGUUGUUUCCAGAUCCGGUGGCUGCUGAUGAAUUGCUGAAGCAAGAGGGUCCAGCGGUCGAAUAUCACUGCAAUUCCUGUUCAGCUGAUUGCUCUCGCAAACGCUACCACUGCCCAAAACAGGCAGAUUUUGACUUAUGCACGGAAUGCUUUAACAGUGGCAAGUUCAGUUCAGACAUGUCAUCUUCUGAUUUUAUACUAAUGGAGCCUGCUGAAGCCCCUGGCGUUGGUAGUGGGAAGUGGACUGAUCAAGAGACUCUUCUUCUCCUUGAAGCUUUAGAAAUCUUCAAGGAAAAUUGGAAUGAGAUUGCAGAGCAUGUUGCUACAAAAACAAAAGCUCAGUGUAUGCUUCAUUUUCUUCAAAUGCCAAUCGAGGAUGCAUUUCUUGAUCAAAUUGACUACAAAGAUCCAAGCACAAAAGACACUACAGAUUUAGCUGUGUCUAAAGAGGAUAAAUCUCUCCUAAAGGAUGCACCUGAAGAGGCAGAGAAUAAGAAACAUGUUGAUGAAGAUGAAACUAUGAUGGAAGUUCCAGAACCAGAAGAUGGCAAUGAAGAAAAAGUCUCUCACGAAUCUUCGAAGCCUGGAGAUGCGAGGGAAGAAACCAAUGAAGUGGAAGCAGACCAGAAAACACCCAAACUAGAGACUGUCAUUGAUGAAAGAUCUAAUGAUGAGGCUGACGAAAACAUUGCUCUGAAAGCUCUUGCUGAAGCUUUUGAAGAUGUUGGUUAUUCCUCCACACCUGAAGCCUCUUUUUCCUUUGCUGAUUUAGGAAACCCUGUCAUGGGACUGGCAGCAUUUCUGGUGAGAUUGGCAGGAUCUGAUGUUGCUACUGCAUCAGCCCGGGCUUCUAUAAAAUCUCUUCACAGCAAUUCUGGACUGUUGCUUGCUACAAGACAUUGUUAUAUUCUGGAAGAUCCACCAGACAACAAGAAGGAUCCAACUGAAUCAAAAAGUGCGGAUGCAGAUGGGAAUGAUGAUAAUGUCCGUAAAGAUGAGCAGCCAGAGGAAAAAAGCCAAAAAGCAGAAGAGGUCUCCUUGAAUUCAGAUGAUAAGGAAAUGCCAGAUUCUGAUACAGGCAAAGAAAAUCAGGAUUCAGUCUCUGAAGAAAAGCAACCUGGUUCUCGAACUGAAAAUUCUACUACAAAACCAGAUGCCGUACAAGAAAAAAGAUCUAGUAAGCCAGUCACAACUGACAAUUCAGAGAAACCAGCGGAUAUAAUAUGUCCGUCGCAGGACAAAUGUUCAGGGAAGGAGCAUCAAGAACCUUUGAAGGAUGGGAUUAAGCUUUCUAGUGAAAAUAAAGACGCCUCUCAAGCAACUGUCUCCCAGUCAGGUGAAGAUGCUUCUCAGCCAGAAGCAUCAAGAGAUGUGGAAAUGAAGGAUUUACUACAGGCAGAGAAGGAUCCUCAAGAUGUGGUCAAAACAGUAGAAGAGGAGGUUCAACAGGCUAAGGAGGAGGGUGCAAAGGAUGUUCUUAGUACUCCAGACAUGUCACUUUCACAGCAGCCCAUUGGAUCAGCUUCUGCACCGGAAAAUGGAACAGGUGAAAAUCCAAACAAAGAAGGAAAGAAAGAGAAGGAUGUUUGUGAAGGGACAAAAGACAAACAUAACAUCGAGAAGCUUAAGCGCGCAGCCAUCUCUGCUAUCUCAGCCGCAGCAGUAAAGGCAAAGAAUCUUGCAAAGCAAGAAGAAGAUCAAAUCCGACAACUUUCUGGAUCAUUGAUAGAGAAGCAGUUACAUAAACUAGAAGCAAAGCUAUCUAUCUUCAAUGAAGCUGAAAGCUUGACAAUGAGGGUAAGAGAGCAAUUAGAAAGGUCAAGGCAACGGCUAUAUCAUGAAAGGGCUCAGAUCAUAGCAGCUCGACUAGGUGUCCCCCCUUCAAUGUCCUCAAAAGCAUCGUUACCAACAAACAGAAUCGCUGCAAAUUUUGCUAAUGUAGCUCCAAGGCCUCCCAUGGGCAUGGCCUUUCCACGCCCACCAAUGCCAAGGCCUCCAGGUUUCUCUGUUCCUGGUUCUUAUGUAGCUGCUACAGCAAUGACCGGAAGCUCAGAUCCAUCUCCAGGUUCAGAUAAUGUUUCUUCGGUUUAGUGGUCCCACAUUAUAGUGUUCAGAUUUGCAGGGUAGCUCUUCGUUGUGUUCUAUUUAUAAGCCAAGGUACAUUACCCCACCUUUUGCGGCUUCAACCUUCGAGCUUGGUUUCUUUUCUGAAGAUUUAUCAGAAUUAUGUAGGAGACGGUGAUAUGGGAAGUUAGUUAGGGGUUUUAGACCCAUUGAUUAAUGUUUAAUGUAACUGUCAAAUGAAACUUUUGGAGAUCUGUGAAUGUGUUUUUAUGGUUCUUUGAACUUUAAUGAAUUGUAACGUUGAAC